CGGAGUGGACAUACGGAGUGAGGUCCGGUCUCCAGUAUUAUUUAAAUAAAGUACGGAAAUGGUGUUGAUAACGCCACCAGUAUGUCGACAAUUAAAUAUCAGUUAAUUCCAACAAAUGAGGGCGAGCCCAUUGAAGGAAAGACCCCACAUUGGAUAGGGAAAAUGUGUUUUCUGUGCACGGCUCUUUUUGUGAUUGUGUUCUAUGUUCUAAGUUCAGCGGAGGAUCAGCUGGAGAGCAGUACCCAAGGUUAUGCAGUGACUUCCGGAAGUCCCUUUUCUUUGGAGUCCAGUACAGUGGGUGCAAGGGUUUCUUCGCGUCUUCUGGAUGUCCUACAAGAUCCGAGCACUCUGUCACCCUGGACUGAGAUUACCAAGCAGUCUCCGUUGAGUGACGGAUAUGAGAAGGGAUUGGAAAGCGAAGAUGAAUGGAUCACAGAAGCUCAAAUGGCGGAGACCACAACACUCCAAGUCUUGAGUUCCUUAGAACAGAUUACCGCUGAGACGACCACGAAAGCCUCUUAUCCAUUGGAAACGGCUUCGGGAGAGAAAUACUUUGUGAAUAGCCCUGAGUGCCAAAUGCGCCAUCCAAAUCCCUUCGCCAGUAACAUCCGAAAGAUCUACAGGAAGCAUCACUAUAUAGUCUGCGAUAAGAGUCCCGAUAUGGUCACAGUGAACUUUAACGACACGACCGGGACCUACAGGCUGCACAAGAACGAGGGCAACUCCACUUGCUGCUUUAAGCGGAUCCUCCGAGUAGGACUUCGGACCAUGGCGGACCACAAAUACAAGCUGCUUCCGUGUGAGAAAUUCCCCCAGGAUUUUGAAGUCCCAACUGAAGUCACGGCCAUGAUCACCGAAUGCCGGAAGAGUCCGCAGGGCAACGUGUCACAAACAGACGCCUUUAGUUUUGUGCAUCCCCGGAAGGAUUCCAAUCCAGCUUUGAGCAAACGGCCCAGCGUCCUGCUCUGGGGCAUCGAUUCCGUCUCCCGAAUGAACUUCCAGCUGACCAUGCCCCUCAUGCACGAGUACUUGAACGGUCAGCACUGGUACGAGCUGCAGGGCUAUAACAAGAUGGGCGACAACACCUUUCCGAACCUAAUGGCUCUGCUGACGGGAUUUAACAAGACCUACGCCAAUGCCAGGUGCCGGCCGAGUGCGGUAGGUGGCCUAGACGCCUGCCCGCUGGUGUGGAAGGACUUCAAGGCGAAGGGUUACACAACGGCCUUCGCCGAGGACUGGAGCAGAUUUUCCACAUUUGACUUCAUGAGCAAGGGCUUCCGUAAUCCGCCGACGGACGUCUACGGCCGACCAAUGAUCCUGGCCUUGGAAAAGGAGCUAAAGAAGACAAUAAUGGCAGACAUGCCCUUUUGCUUGGGCCGCAGGUCAUCCGGCGAGUACAUCUACGACUUGGCCGAGCAGUUUACCAGGGCCAACCGGAAUCGGACCUUCUUUGGCAUGUUCUGGACGAAUACCUUUAGCCACAAUGACUUCUCCAUGCCGUCCGCCAUGGAUGCAAGGAUGGUGCAGUACAUGAGGUCGUUGGACAAGAACGGCGUCAUGGACAACACAAUUAUCAUCUUCUUUAGCGACCAUGGAAGUAGGUUUGGUCCGUUGCGAAAAUUGGACAGCGGUUUCCUAGAGGAGCGGCUGCCCUUUUUUUAUAUGCGCAUGCCACGAUGGAUUCGGGAGAAGUAUCCGGAGUUAAUGAGGAACCUGCGGGCGAACCGCAAUCGCCUUACAUCGCCAUACGACAUUCAUGCCACGCUGAAGCACAUCCUGAGGCUGGACACCCCGCCCGAGCAGCUGCCCCGCCCUGAGGGCUGUCCCACCUGCCACAGCGUCUUCGAGGAGGUGGACUGGGCCCGGAAUUGCUCUCAGGCUGGAAUUGAUGAGCACUGGUGCGGCUGUGACAGCUUCACCGAGUUGCCCUCAUCGGAUGCCAGGCUUGGAGCUAUGUCCACUCAGCUGGUGGACGCCAUUAACGAGUUUGUGGCGGGGAAAAAGGGAGCAGAAAAGUGCCAUCGCCUGAGGGUGGGACGAGUAUUAUCGCUGCAGCAAAGGGGCAACUCGAACGCCUAUCUGCUGCAGGUAUAUGCCCAACCAGGGAAUGCUUUCUUUGAGGCCACGGUGGACUGGGAUACGGGGAGUCAAAGGAUUUCCAUCCGAGUGCCCAGCAUCAGUCGACUGGACUUCUAUUCCUAUCAAUCGAAAUGCACGUCGGUCAAGGAAACUAAGAAGUUUUGCAUCUGCUGAGGUCUAGGUUCCGCAGGAUUGCACCAAAAAGGACCCCCUUCGGUAUCUGUCGGAUCUCGGAUUCCGGGGCCUUUGUUCCAGUGAGUAAUAAAGCGUAUCGCUAGGGACAAUCUGCGUUUAGUUCCUGGCAACCACUUCCGCCAAAGUAAUUGCGGUUGAGAUUGUGCAAAUUCUAAAUUAGUUGACAAUUACACGACAAUUGGCAGAUAAUUCUCCCGAGAUAGCAAGAAAUAUCAACAGAAACUUACCGCAAUCAAGACGCAUCUGUAAAAUACAAUAUUAGCAACUAUAUCUUAUAACUGGAUUGAGUACAAGUAUGAGAAUAGUUUAUCUUAUCAAAGAGGUUUUAUUGUGAAUUUCGCUUCUUUUAAUCUCGAGUGCACUUGAAAAAUAAAAUGAUGUUUAUCUUGUGCUGCGAAUUUGAGGACAUGGCUCUUCACAAUAUUAUGGCCCAAAAGUGCUUGACAAAAGUUGUGAUUUAUGAAAACAAACAUUAGAUUUAAGUGUACUUUUAGGAAAUUAAAGAAUUUAUUUACCAUUGUAUAUAAUUUAAAUUCAAAACUCAACUAUAAUUAAUGUUGAAUAAUAAUAAAUGUUGAACAUAUUACUAAUUUUACAACUUGGGCCAGCUUUUGAGAAAUGCUGAUAUUAUUUAUAGAAUUUGAAGAGUUUCUGAACCUAUUUUUAUAUAAUUUAAAAUCAUAAGUAAACUAUUGAAUCGUAAUAAAAGCUGAAGAAAUUAGGCCAGUUCUUAGGAAAUAUUGAUAUCAUGAUGUGAUAGCAUGGGGCUCUUGGCUUCUCAAUACAGCCAACUGUAAUUAACAGAUAGGGGUUUAUAAGUUAAAAGUUUUCCAAGAAAUUUCAAACAAUCCUAUAUUGGCUCUAUUGUACUUAACUUGACGCUUCAGGGUCGUAAGAAUCAAAAUUAUCUAUAUAUAUAAAAGAUAUAGAACAUUUACAGCCGAUUUCCUGGGACUUGCUAUCUUUCUACCAUUAAAGUUCACUCCUUGAAGGUUUGAUAGGAACUUUAAAAACGGAUGUUGACCUAGUACUAUUACUUUAUAAGUGAACGUAGAUAACCGAUACUGCUGAUAGUUCCUAAGUUUAUAUUAAAUGGUUAUACUACAUUAUGAAUAAAGAACUAGAAUAUAAAAUGAAGUGCAGUUUAAAAUAUAUUGUAUUAAAUGAAUUAAACAAGCUUGUUAACUAAUUACAGUUAACAGAAGCUUCCCCACUUGCUGCGUAUAUUUAACAUUUGAUAAACCAUUGUCUCAAGGUAAUACAACGGCAGACUAGCUUAAUUUAUUAAACAACUCAUCGCCGAAACUUUGAGGUUUGUAUGAGGUAUUAGAGUCAUUGAAUCGGCUGAUUGCAUGUUCUCAACAAUCAUAGUAGAAAACUGGUAAAUACAUUAU
Drosophila kikkawai is the source of this 3668-nucleotide messenger RNA. RefSeq lists its product as uncharacterized. NCBI's taxonomy places the organism in Eukaryota, Metazoa, Arthropoda, Insecta, Diptera, Drosophilidae. The record is from RefSeq and is a predicted model, not a curated record.